AUGGAGCGUUUAAAGCGCUUGCUCCACCACGUCACCGGAGAGCCCAACGAGGUGCCAGUGCAACGGCCUCCAUCCCCCAGCGCCUCCUCGUCCAAGCCGCGCAAGGUUUGGUACGCUCCAUACAAGUUCGAAGCCUAUGGGGAAGAGGAAAUUGAAGCUGUCACCGCAGCACUUAGAGAUGGCUGGCUAGCACCUGGCCCACGCACCGAUGAGUUCGAAGCCAAAGUCUGCGAACUCUUUGGUGCCCAGCGGGGUGGGGCCAUGGGAUGGUCGACCUAA
Messenger RNA from Cladocopium goreaui, 279 nucleotides. The record is from the annotation of a GenBank genome assembly. Lineage: Eukaryota; Dinophyceae; Suessiales; Symbiodiniaceae.